AUGGCGCUCCGGCACAAACACACAGCGCCGACCCUGAAGAAGCCGGAGCUGCUCGGCGCUGCUGAGCGAGGUCAUCCCGACCCAGUGAGGCGGGUUGUGUUGCCUCUGGACCCUGCAGCUCCCUCCAACCUCUCAGCCGCCCCUGAAGUCGGAGCCCGGGCCGGGGGUGCGGACUCUGAAGCAGCGCUGGACGACCCCCCCGACGUGCCCCCCCCCGGGGCCUGGGCCGAGGACAGAGUCUUCUCCGAGGACGGAGCCGCGGUCUGGACGGAGACGGAGGCGGCGCUGCGUCCAGGAGCAGGCGGGGGAGUCUUUGCAGAGACGGGUCUUCUGAGGGGAGGCGGAGCCUGGGCCGAGGUCGGGGCUGAGUGGAGGCCGGUGGACAGGGAGGGGGGGGGCGGCCUGCCCAACAUGCCCAGGGGCGCGGCCUCCUGGCUGGGGGAGCGUGGGGGGGGCCGCAGAGAGCAGGCGGCCUUUUCAUCAGUCCUCACCGUGCUGACGCAGACGGCCGAGCUGCAGGCGCCAGCACCGGGAAAACCUCUAGGGCUGCUGUCUAAAGCUGCCUGGACCAGAGGCUCCUCUUCAUCCUCAUCCAAGACCUCCUCCUCCUCCUCCUCCUCCUCCUCCUCCUCCUCCUCCUCCUCCUCCUCCUCCUCUUCCUCCUCUUCUGCAGCAAAGGCCUCCUCCCUGCCUUCCUCAGCCUUAUCCUCCUCCUCCUCCCCACCCAGUAACAGAAGCAGUCCCACAGCCGGGUCGAGCAACGUCACUCUGGUGGUCGUCAACGGCAACAGCAGCUUCGGCUCAGACGAGCCGGUGAACAACCUGCCGGCCUGGGACCAGCCCACCGUGCCCGAGUCCCUCCUCUCCACGCCGGGCGACCACGACGCCACGCUUCCCGCCAACGUCACCAGCCCUUUCUCCACCCGCCAGUGGAACGCCACAGUGCCCGCACGCGCCGGAAACACCUCACGCCCGACCACCACCACGCCCGGCACCACCACGCCGACGCCUCUGUUCACCACCGCCACCGCGUCAGCUUCACCGGUUCCCACCGCGGCGACCGCUCCAACGCCGGCAGAACCCUCCACGGCUCCGAACAGCACGAGCCAGGACCUGGUGACCGGUGAAGGCCUUCAGCUGACCACGGUAACCACGACGACGCCCUCGACAACGACCACUCUGACUGUGACCACCGACGAGGUGACGAUGCAGGCGGUGACCACCGGGAGUGCUGUGACGUCACCGCCAAACAUCACCGCUGCUACGACCGCGCAGCAGACGACGAGCCUCACGCCGACCACCGAGGCCACGUCUCCGCCCACAACCACGACCACCACGACCACCACGACCACACCGGCUCCCACUACCACCACCACAGUACCUCCAACCACCACCACCACCACCACCACCACCACCACCACCCCUCCUCCCACAACUACUACAACCACCACCACUACUACCACUACUACUCCUCCCCCCACAACCACUACGACCACUGCUCCCAGUACAACCACCACAACGAAGGCACCUGUCACCACAGUGUUCACGCCGGAGCACACCACUGCACCCCCCACUACAACCACAGAACCUCCGUCCAGCACCAGUGCAGAGGAAGGUCCUCUCCCGUGCAACGUGACCGAGAAGUACUGGCUCAGAACAGUUUUGUCCAUCGAGCUGCGCAGGAACCGCCUGGACCUGAUCCUGAAGCAGAAUCUGUCCAAAGGGCUGAGCCACGCGCUGCAGCGAGCGCUGAACGACUCCACGGCCUCGGCUCAGGUGGAGCAUGACGACUGCAGCCCCCACAACGUGACCCUGGUCUACUACGUCACCAGCGGGAAAACCGUCCACGUGGCGUCUCGGGUGGUGGAGGCGCUGAACGUGUACGGCUUCGACAAACUGCUGUCGGACGUCAGGCAGCACAUCCCGCUGGUGAGGGCGGUCCUGGUUCCCGUGGCAACCUGGAUGCCCACGCCGAGCAUUCACCUGCAGCUGAGAACAGUGCUGAGGUUCGUCGGCCCCACAGACAACAUCUACUCCUGCAGCUUCGUCCAGAUGUUGGAGCAGCGGCUGGAGAACGCCUUCGAGGAGGCUCAGGACAAAGUGCUGGAGACGUACAACCGGCUGGCUGUGGAGAUCCAGAGUGUGUCCCAGGAGCCGGGCUCGCCGGCGGUCUCGCUGGUUUACGUGGUGAAGAACCAGGACGCCGUUCUCAACGGGACCAUCUCCAGCGGCCUCCUCAACCAGCUGACCGCCGAGCUGGUGGGCUACUUCCUGUUCUACCCCCCCCUCGUCAUCGCCGAGCCCCUUGAAUACCAUAAUCUCAACACGUCGAUGGCAACAAAGAACUAUUGGGUGAAAACAGUGAUCCAGGACGUGGACACCUCGUCCCUGGAGGCCAACUACCAGAGCUUCGCCAGCCUGAUGGAGCAGCGGCUGGCCGAGCUGUUCCUGGUGGCCGGCCGGCAGGGCGCACCGGCGGCUCGAUCCCGGCGCGCCACAACCGUAGGGAGCUACACUGUACAGAUGGUGAGCAUCCGCCGCCUGCCCGGCCCCAAGAACCCAGCGGAGAUGACCUUCUACGCCCAGCUGAACGGAGCCGCCCUCACUGGGACCACUGCUGCCAAGACCCUCAGCAGCCUGGACUCCCAGACCAUGGCUCUGACGCUGGGAUACUUCGUACAAGUGCAGGCAGAACCUGUUGUAAAGAUUCCGCCCGGCAACCUGUGGAUCAUGGCCGUCCUGACGCCGCUUUUCCUGCUGAUGGUGGUGAUCGGCAUGGUGGCCUUCAUCCUGUGCAAGAGGAACCGGGUCAUCUUCAAAAGCGGCGCCUUCAGGUCGUUCAAAACCCGCUCCAAGACGUCAUACAGAAGGGAGGCCAGUUACCACCACCAGCCGGUCCAGGGCUUCGACUACGCCAAGAAGCACAUGGGCCGCACGGGCGACGACGCCGUCUCCGUUACCAAGGAAACGCUGGUGCUGGGGCUGCCGGUGCGAGAUGCUCUGCUGUCCCUGUCCCUGGAUAAGAAGGUUCACCAGGACGGGACGGCCAGCAAGAGGCCGCCAUCGGCCGACAUUCACAAAGGAGGACGGUUGCCAAGCGAGGAGGACGGCUCGGUGUCGAGCGGCGGCUCGGCGAAGCUGAACGCCAGCAAGAGCUCGUCGGCCCGUCGGACGGCGACCGGCAGCAGCACCAAGAACGCCAAGGAGGAGCUGCACAAGAGGAGCGCCAACGACCCGUACGAGGACCACACUGGUUCCCUGCGUCUCAUCACCAUCAAGCCCAUGACGGCCCAGCCCACCUACUCCUACCCCUCGUCCUCCUCCCACAGCCAGGACUCUGUGGUGCUCAACGGGGACGCGAACCACAUUGGCCUGAAGCAGAAGUCGGACAUCGAGCACUACAGGAACAAGCUGCGUCAGAAGGCCCGGAGGAAGGGGUACGGAGAGUUCUCGCUGUCGGAGAACGGAAGCCACGGCUACAGUCACCGCGACGCCCGGCACGGUCGCCACGACAACGGCCUCAAGGAGCCGAUGACGGCCGAGGAGAAGAGAGCCUCGUUCGCCGGAUGUCACAAGAGGUACUCUCACCCCCGGGAGCCCAACUACUGGAGCCGCCAGUCCCUGAGCAGCCCGAGUCCCGUGGAGACGGAGAUGGACCUGCUGGUGCUGAGGGAACGAACCCGGAGAGGGAUCAGGAACAACGGCUACGAUGCCGAGCCGGAGCCCUUCGAGGAGACCAGCGUGGACCGUCUGAUGAGCUCUCUGGGCUACGGAGGUGGAUCCACCGGCACCGACAGCUUGGGGGUGAAGGCUCACCGCGGCUCCGACUCCUCCACACUCAGCUCGCAGCCGUCCAUUGACGAGGUCCGCACGCAGAUGCACAUGUUGCUAGGCAACGCCUUCAGCCUGGCACCUCCGGACCACGACCCUCCCUCCCCGCCAACCAACAGCCGCCACCACCACCACCCCCCCCACCACCACCACCACCUGGCCCACAGCGCCUACAACCCCUCCCACACCAGCCACUACAGCGACGGGGUCACCAGCGCCCCGGGGACCAUGAACCAUCCGUGCGGCGGCAGACAGAGGAGCGCCGGAUACGAGGACAUGCACCAGUGCAGCCUGCCCAAACCGGGUUUCCGGUUCACUCAGCUUCCUGACAUGGGCAUCGGUUCCCCCCCGCCGCUGAUCCCCUCGAGGCCGGGGCCGCCGCCUGGGACCUCACUACGACGUUCCACCCCCGAUGUUAGUCUGAAGCCUCGAGUGUCAGAGGUCAACGACCUCCAGGCCCAAAUGCACAACGGCGUCCCCUACCUGCCACUGUCCAGGACGCCCUUCCCUGCCGUCACCGUGGACCAGUCCAUCAGCAACUACUCAGGAAACCCGAUAACAGCCGUCUACGCGAUAUCAGCCAACCGCCCGGGCUACUCGGAUUACUUCGUCAUGUCGCCGCCGUCCUCGUACCGCAGCCCGUCCUGGAUGUCCUACCCCCCCGAGCCGGAGGACCUGCCGCGGCAGUGGAACGACACGCCGAACUCACGCCACCUGGAAACCAUCUGCUGA
Messenger RNA from Limanda limanda (common dab), 4563 nucleotides. Its product is annotated as KIAA1549-like a. The transcript is spliced from 23 exons. The record is from RefSeq and is a predicted model, not a curated record. NCBI's taxonomy places the organism in Eukaryota, Metazoa, Chordata, Actinopteri, Pleuronectiformes, Pleuronectidae. Bases 1 to 4563 code for a protein of 1520 amino acids.